Tilletiaria anomala UBC 951 is the source of this 2301-nucleotide messenger RNA. Its product is annotated as RNA-binding domain-containing protein. Gene Ontology annotation, molecular function: mRNA binding. Bases 280 to 2076 code for a protein of 598 amino acids. Gene Ontology annotation, cellular component: cytosol. Lineage: Eukaryota; Fungi; Basidiomycota; Exobasidiomycetes; Georgefischeriales; Tilletiariaceae. The transcript is spliced from 3 exons. The record is from RefSeq and is a predicted model, not a curated record.
CUGCGUCCCACAGACACACCCACGUUCUCUAGCCAUGUCCGUCGCAGCUGCUCCACCGCCAUUCAAUACCCACCAGCAGUCUAUGGACUGGCCGGGUCGCGACGCCUUGCUCAGCAGGACGAUUCUAAUUAGUGGCCUCUCGAAAGAUGAAUCUUCGCUUAAGAUGCUAUUCGGCUCGCUCGGCCGGAUUGAGUCGCUUCUAUACAGCCCUGCCGGAGACUCCCCCCUGCUGCCCAUUGGCCAUGCUUCGAUUGUCUUUUCAACACCAGAAGAAGCCACAUGGGCGCUUCGCUUGAAUGGCUGCGUAGGCUGGGGCGCCCAAAUCUGGCUGCUGCCACGGUGAACGGAGGCGGCGUGUAUGCGGCUGCUGCUGCACGGGUCCCGCCCAUGAUCGACGGCGCACGCCGUGCCAGCCCCUUCAGCGUUCCUCGCGAAAAGACUGGCGCCGACAUGGGCCAAGCACCCAGUCACAAGAAUCUCUAUGUCCUCAACCUCCCUUUGGAUGCCACGACGGAUCAGCUUGCUGCUUUGUUUUCCGGCUACGGUACCGUCGUCCACUGUGUCAUACUCGCAAUGCUCGAUGCUCAGGCCCGUCGCAGGGGUUUUAUCGACAUGAACGCACCCGCCGAGGCCAAGGCUGCUAUUGAGAGCCUGAACGGCUUUGUCUGGAAGGGCUACCCUAUUGAGGUUUCUUAUGCAAUCGUGCAACGAAGCGGCGGGCCCUUUGACCACACCACCGGCCGCAACCUUCCCAAGCGAAACGUUCCUCGCAACCGCUUCAACACUGGUCCUCGACGCAUUACGCAAGAGCAAGGCUCGCCGGGCUACUUUGAGGCAUCAUUACACGGUUCGCAAGCCUUCGGUAUUGCUGCCUCAGGGUUUAUCAGCCCAACCAGGUCGGAUAACGAAUCUUUUGGAGGAUCCGAAGUCAGCUCUCUCGCCUAUGACUUGUGCACACUCUUUGUUUCAGGUCUGGACCCCGUUGCUAUCCUCGACGACGAAGACUUCAAGCGUGUGCUCGAGCCGUACGGCCGCGUCACUGCCGUCUCUCUCUCGCGUGAUGAACGCGGCAUCUCUCGCGGCUUUGGCAUUGUCACCUUUGCCACAGAAGGGGAAGCUGCUCGCGCGCGAGAGAAUCUGGAUAAUAAGAUGGUCAAUGGCAGGCGCAUCACUGCGCGCAAUCUUGAUCCUGCUCAGCAAUGUGCCGUUGGCCGCAACUCGGCCGGGCACACGCAGUCAUAUACCCCGCCUCCAGGCACUGGUGGUAUGAAUGCGCCCGCAUCGGCUAUGUCCUAUUUCUCCCACGGCCACCAGAGCCUCCCAUACGAUGACCGUCAAUUCGGUCCGGGCCGGCGUCUGGACCAUGUCUCUAUGAAUGCUAUCGCCCCUCUCCGCCCAGAUCUUUCGCGAAUGCGCAGUGCAGCAACUUCCAUCACCGACGCCUUCGGCCGUGGGCAGCUCGGAGAACCAUUUGAACAAAAGACGGCCACUGACGGUCAAGCUCGCUUCAUUCGUCAUGACGGCCAGACGCCUGAUCCGACCCAGCAACAGCAGCGCAGCGCCAAGCCUGCUAAUGCUCUGCAAACCCCGUCGCCUAAUGACGACUGGCGACACAGGCACGCCGCAUCUGUGAGCGUCGACGCGUACAGCCCGGCCAGCACGUUCUCCAUGUCGACACUGUCGAGCACCUCUGAGCUGCACACACCUGAGUCGGUCACUACCCACGGAAACAGCCACAACUACAACAACAGUGUGCUCAUUCAUAAUCCUGACCAGAUUUGGACUUUUCCGCACGCAUCCAUUGCCGGUCACGGAUCGCCUUUGUGGGCGCGGGGCGAAAAGGACAUUGCUGUCGAAUCUGCCCUUAGUCAGCUGCGCCGUGACAGUCCUCCACUGCAGGCCCAUGACCGAAGCUCUGUUCAUCGCGCCGUGCUUGCGCCUGUCGGUCACGAAAAGACAAACUUUUCCUCGCCUGCGCGGCGUGUCAGUGGCCACGGCUUCACUAUGUCAGCGGCGGCGGUCGCAACAGACGAAGCCAAUACGCUCAGCUUGUCCAACCUCAAGCUUGGCGACUAGAUCCCAGUUCAGUACCGCCACGUUCAGUGUCCACAGGUGCAACACAACCAGACUCGCCGCAAAAUUCAUCGUCCGCGCUCUUAUGCCUACUGCUCUGUGUUACCGUCACUUCGAUAUUUCUGUCAGGUCGCAUCUGGAAAGGACAAGGACGUCUUCCUCUCUCUUCAUCAGCUUUACGACCUCGCAACGCGCCGCACACUCUGCUCUCCCAUCAGCAUUUUGACU